AUUAAACAAACUCUAAGAGCAAUACAUAAAGAACAAGAACGGGAACUAUUCAAUUGUAGCACACAUCACAAAGCCUUUACCUCUUUAAAGUUUAAAUAUCAUAGUCAAGGUCUAAUUAAAUUUAUUAAUCUUAUCUUCCAUCCUUUUAAGUUCUCUCUUUCUCCUUACUCCCAUAGAAAAAUUUAUUAAUUUUCUAGAACUUUAAAAAAAAGCCCCUGAAAAAGAGAUCAAAAAGCAAUUUCAUGAAAGAAAAAACUUAUUUCUUCUGAUCAAUCUCACGUAGAUGGGAGAGCCACUUAAAAAACUUUACCUAAAAGAAUAAAGGAAUUGCUUAGAUGUUAUAGGCUUUGUUGUAGUUUGGUUGGUUCUUGAAGAACAAAAAACUUUACUAAUGGUGGCUGUUUAUAACAAAGAGCUUUUGAGUUGGUAUCUAAUAACACUUAAACUCAGAGAAACACUCAAAAAUUCAGAAACAGAAGAAACACCUGAUCAUCAACACGAACAAAAGCUGCAAAUUCCAUCAGAUUCACUGCAAGUGAUGGUCAAUGCAGAACAAAGCAGAUCACCAGCUAAUCCACAAGAAUCUGAAUGGAUGAUCUCCAUUAAAGAAAAGCUCGAACGAGCAAGUAGCGAUGAUGUUGCUGGUUCAUGGUCUAAAAUCUGUAUUUACAGAAUUCCACAUUUCCUGAGGGAUCAAGGAUUAGGUGAGGAUAAGGCUUAUGUUCCUCAAGUAGUUUCUAUAGGGCCUUACCAUCGAGGGAAGCGACGCCUUCUCUUGAUGGAACGCCACAAAUGGAGGGCCUUACACAUUAUGUUGAAGCGAAUGAGGCAGAGUAUAAAGCUGUAUAUCGAGGCUAUCCAAGAACUCGAAGAGAGGGCUCGAGGUUGUUACGAAGGCCCAUUGAGCCUCACAAGUAACGAGUUUGUUGAAAUGUUGUUGCUUGACGGAUGCUUUAUUCUCGAGUUUUUUAGAGGGUAUACUGAAGGGUUUGAGAUCCUUGGGUAUGAGAGGAAUGAUCCUAUAUUCGCGAUGAGGGGGAUGAUGUAUUCUAUCAGACGGGAUAUGAUGAUGAUCGAGAAUCAGAUUCCGUUAUUUGUCUUGGAGAAUAUUAUUUCCCUACAAUUAGGUGAUCCAAAUCAAAAGAGUGUUGUGGCAGAUUUAGCUAUUAUAUUCUUUGAUCCCUUGUCACCCAUUGAUGAGCCCUUGACUGCAAGGCAGAUGACUAAAUUGAAAUCGUCUUUACACAAAAACUCGGUUCCAUUUCACCCUUUAUCAGACCAGUCUGGCCUGCAUUGCCUUGAUGUGUUUCGGAGGAGUCUACUCAGGAAAGGUCCUGAAGCAGUUCCUAGACAUUGGUUUAGAAAAUGGUCUCGGGGAAACUUAAUGGCUGAUCAACGAAGGACUCAGCUCAUACAUUGUGUCACAGACCUUAAAGAGUCCGGUAUCAAGUUUAAAAAGAGGAAGACGGACCGUUUUUGGGACAUUAAGUUCAAAAACGGAGUACUUCAUAUUCCUCGGUUAUUAGUCCAUGAUGGGACUAAAUCAUUGUUCCUUAAUCUCGUGGCAUUUGAGCAAAGCCAUCUUAAUUGCACGAACGACAUUACAGCUUACGUAGUCUUCAUGGAUAACUUGAUCGACUCAGCACAGGAUGUGAAUUACCUUCACUAUUGUGGGAUAAUUGAGCAUUGGCUCGGAAAUGAUGCUGAAGUAGCAGACAUGUUUAACCAUCUCUGCCAGGAAGUCGUGUUCGAUAUUAAUGAUAGUUAUCUAUCUAAGGUGUCUGAAGAAGUAAACAGGUAUUAUAAUCACAGGUGGAAUGCUUGGCGCGCUAGCUUGAAGCAUAGGUAUUUUUACAAUCCUUGGGCUGUGAUCUCCUUUCUGGCUGCUGUUUUCUUAUUGCUGCUUACUGCUGGACAGACUUUCUACUCUGUAUUUAGUUACUAUAAGCCCCCACAUUGAGCCAAAGUAACGCAUGUUCUUCAUAUUAUUCUUGUAUUUUUGGUAGCAUUUUAUAUGUGGAUUGUUUAUCUGAGUUUUUGUUCACAAAAAAUAAAGUGCACAUUCAUUCAACACAAUGAAGGAUUGUAAAGAACACCAACAUCAUGUGCUAAGUAUACUUGAGAAAGUAGUUAAAUUUGGGAAAAGAAAUGACGUUGCAAAAGGUUUAGGCAUUGAUUUCACUUAUGCACUUCUGUUAAGUUCAUGGGCUUUUUUUCUAUGGUAUCCCAGUACACUUAUCAGGCACAAUCAACUAAUGGAGGCAAAGCGUUUACUACCAUUCUCAAUGUCAUCUUUAGCGGAUUGCUGUAAGUCUUUCUUCAUCAGGGUGAUGGAGUAAAAUAUUUAUUAUCGGGGUGUUUGUCAAUUGGUUGUUAGUUGUUGGUCGAUUCAGUUAGCUUGCUUGAAUCUUGAUAAAAAUGUCAUACGAUAAUUCAUUGAUAAAUUAUAUUUCUUACAUAGAGCAA
Molecule: messenger RNA, 2466 nt
Organism: Amaranthus tricolor (Joseph's coat)
Lineage: Eukaryota; Viridiplantae; Streptophyta; Magnoliopsida; Caryophyllales; Amaranthaceae
Product: UPF0481 protein At3g47200-like
Exons: 1
Coding region: 392-1960 (522 amino acids)
Source: RefSeq, a predicted model, not a curated record